AUGCGUGCUUAUCUAGUUAGAAAAGCCAAGGCAGUGGGCUUAUUUCCUUUCCAAGCCAAGGCAGUGGGCUUAUUUCCUUUCCAAGCCAAGGCAGUGGGCUUAUUUCCUGUCCAAGCCAAGGCAGUGGGCUUAUUUCCUUUCCAAGCCAAGGCAGUGGGCUCAUUUCCUUUCCAAGCCAAGGCAGUGGGCUUAUUUCCUUUCAAAGCCAAGGCAGUGGGCGUAUUUCAUUUCCAAGCUUGUCUCCGUUCCAAGCAAGGGAGGGAAGAGUAUUUUCAAUUAUUGAAUAAAUCGGAGCGAAAGCCAGCCAGGCAGCCGGUGCGGCAGCAGCGUGAGGGGGACAGCCAGCCCCCGCCGCUCUUCACUGCUGUGGCUGCCGCUGCUGCGUCAGGCGAAUCCUUUGUCCUCGACGUCCCUCUCAGACGGACAACUGCUGCUGCUGCUGCUACAAAUGCUGCUACAGAAGCUGCUACAGCUGGUUACACACCUGCUGCUGCUGCUACAACCGGAGCAGCCAGACUGCAAGCCCAGGGGAGGAGGAGGAGGCAGCGAACGGUGAUCAUCGGGCCAGUCUCCCUGCAACGGGCCGCUGUAACCGCAGGGUACCAGCUGUCUCAGAAGCGCCCGAAAGGCCCCUGCAGCAUGUGGUUCAAGAGAGUCUUCAUAGUCAGAGUCAAGUCUGCUGCUGAUUUCGCCGCCAGGGCCUCUCUCCCGUGCACCGCCACCGUUAUUCUGCAUUUACAGAAAGAUUUGAUGCUGCCAAAAGGGGUUAUUUUCGGGCGGCAGCAGUCGUGCACGAUACUCAUGUCAGCGAAAUGGCCUGGUUACACGGUGACGGGUGGUAACCAUAUGUAUCCGGUGCUGCGCGUGUGGAACACUAGUAACUUCAUGUCGCUGAACGUGAACUAUCGCCUGCCGGUGACGGAGAGCAGCCCCGAGUGCACCAUCGUGCCAGAGCUGGGCAAAGGCGUGACCUGCCCCGCCAUCUCCAUCCAUCGGUCCUUCGGCGUGCAGAUUGGCAAGAGAGCACCACUAACUGGGCAAGGAGUGGCAGAGCUGGGCAAGGGAGUGGCAGAGCUGGGCAAGGGAGUGGCAGAGCUGGGCAAGGGAGUGGCAGAGCUGGGCAAGGGAGUGGCAGAGCUGGGCAAGGGAGUGGCAGAGCUGGGCAAGGGAGUGGCAGAGCUGGGCAAGGGAGUGGCAGAGCUGGGCAAGGGAGUGGCAGAGCUGGGCAAGGAGUGGCAGAGCUGGGCAAGGGAGUGGCAAAGCUGGGCAAGGGAGUGGCAGAGCUGGGCAAGGAGUGGCAGAGCUGGGCAAGGGAGUGGCAGAGCUGGGCAAGGAGUGGCAGAGCUGGGCAAGGGAGUGGCAGAGCUGAUCAAGGGAGUGGCAGAGCUGGGCAAGGAGUGGCAGAGCCGGGCAAGGAGUGGCGGAGCUGGGCAAGGAGUGGCAGAGCUGGGCAAGGGAGUGGCAGAGCUGGGCAAGGAGUGGCAGAGCUGGGCAAGGGAGUGGCAGAGCUGGGCAAGGGAGUGGCAGAGCUGGGCAAGGGAGUGGCAGAGCUGGGCAAGGGAGUGGCAGAGCUGGGCAAGGAGUGGCAGAGCUGGGCAAGGAAUGGCAGAGCUGGGCAAGGGAGUGGCAGAGCUGGGCAAGGAAGCUGGGCAAGGAGUGGCAGAGCUUGGCAAGGGAGUGGCAGAGCUGGACAGGGACUGGCAGAGCUGGGCAAGGAGUGGCAGAGCCAGGCAAGGAGUGGCAGAGCCAGGCAAGGAGUGGCGUGCCCCGCGACGCACUCCUCAUCUGUCCACGUGCCUCCACUCUCAUCCCCAUUCCCUCUCCUUCCCUUCCCCUCACAGCACCGUCUUUGGCCCAGUGGGCGUGCAAUGGAGCAUGGCCAUGCCGCGUGCGGCUGGACUCACUAACGCUCACUGGAGUGGUUUCUCUCUCUUUUUCUCAUCCCACACAUCGUCUCAAGCUCCCGCGUGCCUCCAAGCUACCCCCUAUCCCGUCUUCCUCUCUCCCCCCCAGGGCAACAUCUUUGGGCGAGUGGACGUGCUACACAGCAUGGACGUGCGCCUGGACUCACUCUCGGUCACCGGAGUGGCUUCCUUUAUCAAGUCGCCUGGGGUGAUCCGAGUGGCCCUGUGUGGGUACGAGCCGGGACUUCUCAAAUCCAACGUUGUCAUCUCCAACAAUGAGGUGUACAGUGAGAGAGCAGUUGGUGUAACCGUCAGGAACAACUACGUGCGCGACUUCAUAUUCGCAGGGAUCAAGUGCGGUGCCGACGUGCAUUACAGCUUUGCGUGCAUGCUCUCUCGCAUCAACUCCAACCUUGUGGUUUCCUCUGGGAGGAACCUGAACGGGGAUCACGACUCGGCUGGGAUCUACUUCUACACGCACUGGUUCAGUCCCGGGAACUCGGCGCUGUGCAACUACGUGUUCAACGGCGACCACUGCUACUAUCUGGACCAUUGCACGUCAGGCGUGCUUGUCAGGGGAGGCGCGUGCGUGAAUACGUAUGACGGCAUGAAAGUGAAUAACGGCAAGCGGAACGUGAUAAAGAACGUGGCGAUGAAAGGCACGCGGAGAUCGCUGGGGUGGACGUCAUGCUUCACAGUGACCGUCAACAACUGCCUCAAAGACCCCGGCAACUACUGGGAGGCCAUGCGCGUGAAAUACUACAACAGCGCCCGCAUCAACCACCUAUGGCCUUCGAUGAAGGACGUCUGCAAGGAAACAUCGGCCAAUGGCGGCGUGUCAUGUAACCCGCCAGGUCAGCCAGGUGCUGACGUCACGGGAGCAUGCAGCGGGCUGGGAACCGACAAUCUCAUCGACGUUGUCGCCGUCAACACCACCAACUAUGGCCUCGACUGGAAGCACUGCGAGAAUUUCACCGUUACGGAAAACCUGCGUGCCACGUGCCCCUUGCCUGGAAGAACCUUCACGAUUCCGGGUCGUCCUUAUGAUCGCUCACGUGACGCCCGCCUGCCCGAGCCCUCCUACUACCCUUCCCACCAUGCCAUUUCUCCCUUUUCUCGUUUCCUGCUCCCUCCGUCUUCCACCCCCCGUCAACCUCCCCCCCUCUCCCCCACUCCACACAUGUCACUCCGCCGCUAA
Closterium sp. NIES-65 is the source of this 3102-nucleotide messenger RNA. The record is from the annotation of a GenBank genome assembly. Lineage: Eukaryota; Viridiplantae; Streptophyta; Zygnematophyceae; Desmidiales; Closteriaceae.